GUUCAAAAGCCCAUGUUUAGCGGGUUGUUGACGUGCGUCACAUGCCUGGUAUUUCCGUAGCUUUAGGUGGACGAAACGCUUCCCUGCUCAGCUCUUAAGUGAGGGUUGAACUGGAGUCUUCAAUGUUUCCUGUCCCACAGUAGCUUGUGCCCCCUAAAUGGACAUGUUUUCUUUUACACGCUUUCCUGUUCAGUCCUCUGGCUGUUUGUUGAGCUGGAUCACGCCGGAAAAACACGACUCCUCUGAGAUACACAGCAGACAGCUGGCAGAGAGCAACGUUCACAGAAGCCGGCAUUCAGCAGCGAGAAGAGGAAGAAGAGUGGAGCGCCUCUGAGCACAGCUGAGGGGAAUUCAGUCCAAACUCAAGAAGGAUUUCCAGCUCUGGACUUUUACCUUAUCCUUUUUUUAAAACCCUCCUUCUUUUUUGUUUUGUUGAGGGACGAUUGACUGAAACUGCCUUUUAAGUUUUUUCGUAAGCUGUCUGUACUUGAUGGAUGACUGAGAAGUAAAAAGCUCUAUACUUUUUCUGCUCUGUGAACCUGUUUUUCCCCAACAACUUUGAAAGAAACCCAAUCAGCCAAAGGGGAAUUUUCUGGCUUGCGUCAUUUUUCAUUUUCCCUUUGUUACUUCUCGGCGUUUUCCUGAUUAUGUUUGGUUUCUCAUAAGAGGAAGAAGAGAAAAAAGGCUGUUUCCCAAGAGCCUCAGUCAAAAGCCUGAAACAGUUUGGGAUUUACUCCUUUAGUGUUACUCCUCUGUGAUCAGACCUGUGAGUUUCUUCUCUGAAAAUGGGAUCUGAAAAGGACUUGGAGUCGCCUCACUCAUCUGUCAGCGGCAUCCCCAACCCUAAGUGCCAUGCGGCAGGCAAACGCCAGCGCCGCAUCUCAUUCCACAGCCUCUUCCACAGCAAACGGAGCUCUCGGAGCACCAGGGCUCCAAAAGGAGGAGCAGCCACGUCUUUGACUCAACAUCACUUCACACAACAGCAAGUGCUCUCUUCUACUUUGAGUUCAGCCCCCGUCACAUCUGCUACACCCUCCGCCACAGCAGCCACGACCGGACAGGAUGCAGCCUACAGCACCCCUUCAAAGCCUCUCUCCUCCAGCCAGCAGUCCCUCAGUGGUGCCCCCGCUGCUGCCGCCGCCUUCGGAGAGUCCAACCUACUGGAGUGUCCCCUGUGCCUGGUGCGUCUGCCUCCCGAGCAGCUGCCCGAGCUGCUGGGCUGCAGUCACCGCUCCUGCCUCUGCUGCUUGCGCCAGUACCUGCGCAUCGAAAUCACUGAGAGCCGAGUCCAGCUGAGCUGCCCCGAGUGCGCUGAGAGGCUGGCCCCGCGACAGGUAGCAGACAUCCUGGAUGACACGGCUCUGCUGGAGAAAUAUGAGGAGUUCCUGCUGAGAAGAUGCCUUGCCUCUGACCCAGACUGUAGGUGGUGCCCUGCGCCUGACUGUGGGUUCGCCGUCAUUGCCUCGGGCUGUGCCAGCUGUCCCAGGCUGGUUUGUCGCAGAGAGGGCUGUGGCGCCGAGUUUUGCUACCACUGCAAACAGGCAUGGCACCCCAACCAGACCUGCGAUUCAGCUCGCCAGCAGAGGGCGCAGUCUCUGCACACUCACAGCAACCACUCGCCCAGUUUCACACAGGAGCAGGGACCCGCGGAUGACAUCAAGCCCUGCCCUCGCUGUGGCGCCUACAUCAUCAAGAUGAACGACGGCAGCUGCAAUCACAUGACCUGCGCCGUCUGCGGCUGCGAGUUCUGCUGGCUGUGCAUGAAAGAGAUCUCUGACCUGCACUACCUCAGCCCUUCAGGCUGCACAUUCUGGGGGAAGAAGCCGUGGAGCAGGAAAAAGAAGAUCCUGUGGCAGCUGGGGACUCUGAUCGGAGCGCCUGUCGGCAUCACUCUCAUCGCAGGCAUCGCCGUUCCUGCCAUGGUCAUCGGUAUACCAGUUUAUAUCGGCCGCAAGAUCCAUGCGCACUACGAGCUGAAGAAGUCUUCUCGCCACAAGAGGAAUUUAGCUAUCACUGGGGGCGUGGCCCUGUCGAUUGUUACCGCCCCUGUCAUCGCAGCCGUAAGCAUUGGCAUCGGUGUUCCUAUCAUGCUGGCCUAUGUGUACGGAGUGGUGCCCAUCUCGCUGUGCAGAGGAGGCGGCUGCGGCGUGAGCAGGGGGAAAGGCCGGGGUGUCCGGAUCGAUUUCGAUGAGGACGACGGUCCAAUCACAGUGGCGGAUGCAUGGCGAGCACUCAAGUCUCCAAGCCUUGGGGAGAGCAGCUUAGAAGGAGCGGUCAGCGGUCUGAGCACCACCACGCCCAGCGAGGGGCUCUCCGUGGCCCCGGGGACUCUGGGAGACACCCCUCACUUCAACACACUGGCUGGUGGCGUUCUGGGAACUCGCACCGGCAAAUACAGCAGGCUGGAAGUUCAAACAGGAGAGCUGGCUAAAGAAUCUUCCCAAAGGGAGACAGGCAGUCUGGGAGCAGGAAGUGACUCUGCCAGCACCAGAGGGAUGGCUGGAUCCAUCAUCUCCUCCUACACCCUACCUGACAGGGACGGAACCAACCUGGAGAUCCAGGUGGACAUUGAGACCAAACCAAGCCACCUUUGCCUGACCAGCGAAGAGGACCUAACACCACACCCAGGCUGUGCUGCCACAGUGACAGGCUCAGGAGGGGAAGAGCCCCAGGACUGCAGCUCCAGAAGGGGUGGGGCUUUGUCUGGCUCAGUGUUGGGUCUAUCACCGGGAGCCUCAAUCAGGGAGGGGCUUAGGGAUGUCACUUUGGCCCAGCCGGAGAGCAUCCGCAGCGACCUGGAGAUGUCGGACACCCAGUCUGACGACAUUGCAGAGUUGACAUCCGACGACUGCGACUCGCCUCAUCCCAAGAGCUGCCACCCAGCUGCAGGCCAACCGCCACAGCCCACCUCCUGCAGAGCACCCCCCACAGACGGCCUUCACUGUCCCACAGACAGCAAAGUCGUCCUCUACGUCUGAGAAGCCGCCGGGGUCGCCCAAAAACUUUUAAACGUUCACAGCCAGUUCCGCUCUGUUUUAAACACGUUCAUCUCAUCUGCUGCUUUUGCAACCUGCAGACUCUGUCUUUACUACAGACGGCGUUUGUUUACUCCUGUCCGUCUGUCUUACCUGCCAGUCUCCUCUCUGAGUAAAUGGUCAGGGCUCUACCUCUGAGAUUUGUAAGAUAAGGACCUAAGUUUACUUCUUGGUGCAAAAUGCCUCGACUACUUAAGCAAAAAACAAAAAAGAAAAAAACAGAAAAGGAAAAAAAUUACAAAACCAACUUAAAAAGUUUUUGCAAAGCUGAACUGAUUAGGUGAAAUAUCACCAAGCACAGCAGAGAGAAGCAGUGUUGGAUGAAUGUUUGCAUAUGUUAAAAAGUGUUAUGUGUGACUGAAUGAGAGUUUUUAACUCUUGUGGCUUUUUUCCUCCCCUUUUUUUCAUAUUUAUAUUUGAACAACCGAGAAAUUGUAUUGUUUUAGUCACAUGUACGAGUCUGCAUCAGCCAUUGUUUGGGAUGAGAGAGCAGCGAGUUUCUGUGACACUGAUGUAAGUUUACUUAAAACAACAGAGCUGCACUUGAAUGUAGCUUCGUUGCGUGGAGGAGGAAGAAGAGGGGCGUCAACACGGCAGAAAUAAAUGAAUGAGGGCAUUCUGACAGCCAUGCUGAGAGGUCAGAAGUAAUUGUGGAGCACAAAAAGAGCCUUUUUAUGUUUACUCCAAAAAUAUCUUGCCAAGAAGACUUUGAAAGUGUGAAUAUUUUAAAACAAAAGUGAUGCGAAAACAGCAAAACUGAAUGGUUCUGAAAAAUCCAUCUAUGAAAUAUGAACACUUAUUCUACUCAUAAAAUCAAAAUGUUCUUGAAAAAGUUAAAUAUUUACAUGUUUUUCUCCAGGGUGCUUUUGUUUUAAAUUGUUUCAGGAGGCCUUGUUCAGAUACAAGUGUUAAGAGAUGUGAUUAGAAGUUUCCCAAAAAGUGAACAUUUUGCCAAAAAAAAGUUAAUCUGCUAAAUUUACGGAUUACAGAUUUGUCUUAAAGGUCGCUUUAAAUCCAUACAAAGAUGAGAAUCAUAGUCUAAUCAUUUUAUUCAAAUGUUUAAUCAAACUUAUUUAUUUUUCCUUUAUUGAAUAAGCUACAUUAGAAAACAUGAGGUGACAAGAUCCUUUUACUGUAAAAAGCAGUGAAAGAAAACUUUUUCAACACUUAAUGACAUCAUCAGUUUGGAUGAAAGAAUGUUUUUUGGUGUUUUAUUAACACAAGCUGGAUAUCUUUAGAUGUUGUAUUGUGACUGGAACCAAAGAGUCUCUUCAGUUAAUAGGAAAAGUUUUGGAGUGAAAACUCUCAUUAGACUGUCCAGUUGCUGUCAGAACCGCCCAUCUCACAUUUGUUUCUGUGGCCUAGUUGACCAGGUUUGUGUUUGCCAGCUGGCCACCCGCCCGCCUGCCUUAUCGACCCUCGCUGACCAGCACAAAGACACACACCCGCCUGUUUUGAGGUGGUUCUGGCUUUGACGUGUUGACUGUCUGACCCAUUUCAGUGGUGUGUGUGCGUGUGUGUAUGGAUAUAUAUGUGUGUGUGAAAGGACAAACAACUGUUUCAAGUAAUUGUAUGCCCCACUUUUUUUCUUUUUGACUCAGCACUUUUGCACUUUACCUGAAUGUAUCUUAAUUUAUCGGUUUUGUUUUUCAUUGUGUGUUGCUGUCACUGAGUUUACUUGAGUAGCAAACGAAAGUCUGUGGUACAACCAAACCAAUCCGCUACCAGACGGCCUUUUCUGUGGGAUGUAACCAAGGAAGAGUUUGGCUCUAAAACACUUUUGUCAAGUCACUGCUGUGAUGCUGACAGAAAGCAUGGUUUACAGUGUUUUUUUUUAUUUAUUUAUUUUUUUAAAAACAUAUUGAUCAUUUUUGCAAGCCUCAUUUAGAGCCAAACCCUUCAAAACUCUGACACCGAUGAGCUCUUUUCAGCCAUAGCCUGACUUGUUUCUUAGCUUUGCAUCACCUCUGUGCUUCUGUUCAUUAAGGUUCCUCUCCAGGUUUUCCUUUGGCUGACGAAGGAUCAGCUUGGGAACCUUUUUUCAUCUCAGACUAGCUUUAUGGAUUCUGCUGCUUAUGUCAAUUGCUGGUGCUUUUUUUUUGGGUCCCCACUUGUCUCCUGUUUCUGCCUGUCUGUGAAAAAAACACAAAUGUACUGCGGACAGAAACCCAGACUAUCAGAAAAAGUCUGAUUGAGUGUUAUGUUCCUUUAGGGACACAGGUGUUUUGUUUUUCUUCAUUUGAAAAGGUUUAUAGAUAGCAAUAUUUAAGUGUUAUUAAACAGUUUGUGUUUUCCUGUCACUGUUAAAGCCCCGGUCCAUGGGGUUGUACAAGCAGGACUGUGAAAAAUGACCUGUGGAGCUUUUGGUUGAAAUAAAUAAACACAAUAUAACAGCA
Messenger RNA from Oryzias latipes (Japanese medaka), 5431 nucleotides. It is a transcript of the gene rnf19b, whose product is annotated as ring finger protein 19B. Gene Ontology annotation, molecular function: zinc ion binding; ubiquitin-protein transferase activity. The record is from RefSeq and is a predicted model, not a curated record. Gene Ontology annotation, biological process: protein ubiquitination. NCBI's taxonomy places the organism in Eukaryota, Metazoa, Chordata, Actinopteri, Beloniformes, Adrianichthyidae.